Drosophila novamexicana is the source of this 2640-nucleotide messenger RNA. RefSeq names its product probable E3 ubiquitin-protein ligase IRF2BPL (gene Pits). Gene Ontology annotation, cellular component: nucleus. Gene Ontology annotation, biological process: regulation of transcription by RNA polymerase II. Gene Ontology annotation, molecular function: transcription corepressor activity. The record is from RefSeq and is a predicted model, not a curated record. Bases 395 to 2197 code for a protein of 600 amino acids. The transcript has 4 exons. NCBI's taxonomy places the organism in Eukaryota, Metazoa, Arthropoda, Insecta, Diptera, Drosophilidae.
CAACAAAUUGCCGGUACAACAACAACAACAACAGCAACAACAAAAAGAAGAAGAACGAGAACGAGAAGCGGCGCCAUUAUUAAACAAUAAUCGAUACAUGUUAUCGGCACGCAAUUAAUCAAAACGAUUAACAGAACAAAUUUCGUUUGUCUGUGUGUGUGUGCGUGCGUGCGUGCGUGUCCGUGUGCGUGUGCGCGCAUUUGUUUGUGUUUUUUGUGCAUGUGUGCGCGACGCAGCGACGCUGACGCCGCCAAAAAGUGGGUCGAGUUGCGCGCGUAAAUUUGGGUCGCAGCAGCCAACGUCGCAGUCACAGUCGCCGCCGCAGUCGCAGUGCAUUCCAUUCGACUUCCAGUUGAACUACUACUACUACCCCGCACCCCCCGCAGCCAUCGUCAUGUCGCUGCAAACGAAACGGCAACAUUGCUACCUUUGCGAUCUGCCCCGCAUGCCCUGGGCCAUGAUCAAUGACUUCUCGGAGGCGGUUUGCCGCGGCUGCGUCAACUACGAGGGCGCCGAUCGCAUCGAAGUCGUCCUCGACGCCGCACGCCAGCUGAAGCGCUUGCAUCCGAGCAGCAAGCGCGCCCACGAGAACGGCGAAGUCGUCGUCCUACAGCAGCAGCAGCAGCAGCAGCAGAGCCUGCAGCAACAGCAGCUGAGCGGGCCGCAGCAUCGCGGCGCGCCAAGCACAUCGGCAGCGGGCGGUCCCGGCCCGUUAUCGCUAUCGCAUCAUCAUGCGGUCGCGGCCGCUUAUCAAAUGCCACGCAUUGGACCACCGCCGCCGCCGCCGCCGCAGCAGCAGCAGCAGAGCGGCGGCGUUAUGGAUUUUCCCGUUAAACUGGAAUCGGCACCGGAUGUGCGACCGGUGCGCAUCUCCCAUAUGACGCCCCACCAUAUGCCGCCCACGGCCGGACAGCGUGCCGUACCCGGACCCGGUCCCGUUACACAGCAGCCACCUGGCGGCGGCGGCGGCGGGGGCUCAGCUAUGCUGCCCGCGCUCUCCGUCAAUCUGAAGCGUCCGCCCUCCGAGGAUGUGGACAUCGAGAGCGCACAGCAGCCGCACGGCCCGCCCCAUGUCGGCGUCGGCGUCUGCGUCAGCGUUGCCGAACUCGCCGCCGGCAGCAGCAGCGGCGUCGGCCCCUCCAGCGUUAAGCGCAGCGCCCUCGACGAUCCCAACGGCGUCCGGCCCCCCCUCACCCGCGGCGAAUCGCUGCCCGCGGUCAGCUACGUGCCCGAGCGGCAGCUCAACUUGCGCGACAAACAGCAGCCCGUGCGGGCGCCCAGCUUCGAUGCGUCGACCUUCAAGGCAGCCGAACACUUGUCCCCAGCCAGUCGACGCAAUGGAUCCAGCCCGCCCUCGGGGCCGUUGCCCCCGCGCAGUGUCCACUCGCCCAACAGCUCGGGCUCUUCGUCGGGUCGACGCUCUUCGGGCUCUCGCCAUGUUUCCAGCACAACCGUCACAAGCAGCGAGGUGGGCGGCUCGAAUUCCGUUCAAGCGGGCGCCGUUGGGGCUGGCCUAGGCCCGGGCAGCGGCGCUGGCGGCGGCGGCGGCGGCUCAAUGGGCGGGCCGGGCGGUGCCAGCAAUUCGCAGCUGAGCAGCUGCAGCAGUGUUGGCGGCAGCUCUGCAUCUGGCAAUGGCAACACGGGACCCUCCUCGCUGCCGCCCAAUCCGAAUGCGGUCGCAGGCGAUGGCAGCGCAGCCGGCGGCAGCAAUGGCGGCUCGAUCGGGCCGAGCGGCAGCAAUGGCAGCGGCGCAGUCAACGCCGGGCCUGGCAGCAGCGGCAGCCAGGGUGCGCCAGGCAUGAGCAGCAGUAGCAGCAGCAGCAGCGGCGGCGGCGGCGGGGGCAGCGGCUCAGGUGGUGGCCUUGGUGGUGCGCCCGGCAGCAGCGCGGCGCCCAAUUCGGCAGCGGCGGCCGCAGCGGCAGCGGCACAAAACGCCACACUUAAGUGCACCCUGUGCCAGGAGCGUCUGGAGGACACACACUUUGUCCAGUGCCCAUCGGUGAACAUUCACAAGUUCUGUUUUCCCUGCAGUCGCGAGAGCAUCAAGCGUCAGAAUGGUCUGGGCAAUGAGGUGUAUUGUCCCAGUGGUGAGCGCUGUCCGCUGGCCAAUUCCACCAUACCGUGGGCAUUCAUGCAAGGUGAAAUCACAACCAUAUUGGGCGAGGAGGUGAAGGUGAAGAAGGAGCGCGAGUCUUAAUGUCCAUUUUAUUGUAAAAAGCUGCGUAGAGCUUUGGAGCACUUUUGACCCAGCCAGCCAGCGGUAGAUGGAGAGAUGCGUUAGAUCGAAAGAGUGUGGUGAAGAGAGAGUGAGAGAGAGUGCGCGUGUGCGUGUGAGUGUGUAUGUGUGUGACUUGAAGAUCGCAGGCUGCAGCACACGCGCGCGCUCGCGUUCGCUCUCUCUCCGACUCUGUCUCGCUCGCUCGCUCUCUAGCAACUAUGUAUAUGUCUGUCUCUGACAGUCGUGUCAAUUUUAUAUUGAGCGAGCGUUGGCAAAACAUAAUUUUUUUUUUCUGUGUCAGCCGCGACGCCGGCGUCGCCGGCAGCAGCUGCAACUGGCUGGCGCUCUGUCCAUGACGACCAACAACAACAACAACAACAACAGCAACAUUUGUAGGCAUAAGCAACAAACGAAACAAAAAC